Molecule: messenger RNA, 3492 nt
Organism: Pangasianodon hypophthalmus (striped catfish)
Lineage: Eukaryota; Metazoa; Chordata; Actinopteri; Siluriformes; Pangasiidae
Product: glycine N-acyltransferase
Exons: 6
Coding region: 178-999 (273 amino acids)
Cellular component (GO): mitochondrion
Molecular function (GO): glycine N-acyltransferase activity
Source: RefSeq, a predicted model, not a curated record
AGGGAAAUUCAUGAUCAUGUUCCUGAUGGACGCUUCACUGAAUUCACCAAUGCCAAACUUCCACGUGCUAUUGACCAGAGCAAUGUGCGACUCGUUAAGUGACGAUACUCGUAUGGGUAACCUGUGGCAGAUCAAGAGUACUGAACUGCAUUAGUGCAGAAGGAGCUUCGCUGGAUCAUGGAGGUGCUGAGCAAAGAAGAGUUGAAGAAAGCUGAGGAAGUGCUUAGCCAGUACUUUCCCCAGUCGCAGGAGGCUUAUGGAUAUAUUUUUCUGAUGAACCGAGCAGAAGUUGACCCCACAGACGUGCUGGUGGACCAGUGGCCAGAUUUCAGUGUGCUAAUCGUCAAACCAAAAAAGCAGCAGAAAACAGACUUUGCGAAGGAGAUAUGCAUUUUUACCAAGAAUGAAUCAUCUCUCAGAAACAUACUAAUCAGGACAGAUGUUCUAGACUGGAAGCAGUACCUCAAUCUAAGUGUUGAUCUGCUGCAGGAGGAAAUGUUAAAGGCUGUAGCAAUGAACAAAGGUGUACCAAUGAAGGAAAUAUCUCGGUGCCACUUAAUGAGUCUGCAGGAUCCAUCUAACCUUACACCUGACAGGUUACCUUUUCAAGUGUCAUCAGUCAAGGAAUCUCACGCUGCUCUGAUAAAUAGCAAAUGGAAAUUUGGCAUGGGUGAAUUCACUGAGCCCCUGCUCAGGACCUUGAUCAGGAACUUCCCUUCGUGUUGUGUGCUCGACUCAGAGGGUCAGCCAGUGUCAUGGAUAUUGACCUACGCUUCCUGUGCGAUGGGAAUACUGUACACACUGCCGGAGCACAGACAGAAAGGCUACGCCAAAGCCCUGGUCACCAUAUUGGCAAAGAAACUUCAUUCAGAGGGCUGCCCAGUCUACUGCUUCAUUGAGGAAGCAAAUCUACCAUCCUACAGGCUCUUUACCAGUUUAGGAUUCACUGGGGAUCCAUAUUACAGGGCUGUUAGUUUGGCAUCAAUCAAGUGUCUAUGACUCCAUGAGUACACUGGGACGAGGGCCAUUUCUGUUAGGAUCACAUGAAUGCCAGUUAUUAGGUUAGGUAAUUAAAAUCACCUAAGACUGGUUUUUAAAUUUUUUUUAUUGAAAAGUCAUUGAGCCUCAUUUAUCAAUCUUUUAGUAAAGUUGUGUAUAAAUCUUUGCAUAAGCCAAACCAAAGUAAAAAAAUUUCCUCCGGAUUUACAAACAUUUUGGAAACCAAUUUUUGCAAGAUGGCAACUCCCCUUCGAACCAAAAAAAAGGCUUCAAAAACACACAAUGGGAGAGAAAUUUCCCAUGUUGUCACUCAUAUAUAUACUUCUCACAUACUUCUCUCUUUGAAACGUGCAAAACACUUAUUCAUUAGCAAGAAAUACAAGCACAGACAAAACUUGGACAUGCCAAAUUAGUGAAUAUCAAAUGUAAUUUCUUGUGUAAAUGCUCAUACGAAUGGUUUAGGCAUAAAUCUGUUCACAUCCAGCCUGAUAAAUGAGGCCCAAUGUCUUUAUGCGGGGAUUAUACAAUAAAAAUGUAAUUAGAAAUUGUUAGCUAGUUGGUUAAUUGUUAGCUAUUUGGUCUGACUGGGAUUACCAUGUAUGAAACCAUGCUGUAUGACUGUGACCGGAGACAUGCAUGUUGCUCAUCUUACCCCUACCCUAUGAACAGGGCUGGCAAAUGUCACCCAUUCCAACAUCACACCUGCCGGAGAAGGGGGUUAGUUGGAGGGUGUUCAGUAACCCUCUAAAUUUUGGGUUUUAAAAAUAGUUACAUAACUGUCUUUGGAUUCUUGCAUUUGUUUUAACAUUUUUCUUCAUGUCUAAUGAAUAUUAUAGGGUAAACUUUUAGCAUACUGUUUCUCUGGCAUUGUAUAAACAGACAUAAAACCAUGAAGACAACCUACCGUUUGUUCACUUUGUCACUCAGCAGGCUAAAUUAUGCAUAAAAAAAAUGAUGUAUAUUUAAUUGCUUUCUGAGACUAGCUGUACUUAAGAAGCAACUAUGUCAAUUCCAAAUCAUUUUGCCAAUACAUAACUAUUACAACUGUCUCUUUGAUAGACUCAAAAAAGUGAUUGACUGGCUUUCCUCUCUAGAUAGAUAUAUAUAUCCCAAGCAGCCAUAACAUUAAAACCGCUGACAGACGAAGUGAAUAACAUUGAUUAUCUCAUUACAAUGGCACCUGUCAAGGGGUGAGAUGUAUUAGGGAGUGGAAGUGAACAGUCAGUUUUCAAAGUUGAUGUGUUGGGUAAGUGUAAGGUUCUGAGCGACUUUGACAAGAGCCAAACUGUGAUGCUUAGAUGACUGGGUCAGAGCGUCUCCAAAACCGCAGAUCUUGUGGGGUGUAACAGGUAUGCAGUGGUUAGUACCUACCAAAAGUGGUGCAGGGAAGGACAACCGGUGAACCGGCGGCAGUGUCAUGGGUGUCCAAGGCUCACUGAUGCACGUGGGGAGUGAAGGCUAGCCCGUCUGGUCCGAGCCAACAGAAGAGCUACUGUAGCUCAAAUUGCUGAAAAAGUUAAUGCUGGCUAUGAUAGAAAGGUGUCAGAACGCACAGUGCAUCACAGCUUGCUGUGUAUGGGGCUUCGUAGCCACACACCGGUCAGAGAGCCCAUGCUGAACCCUGUCCAUCGCCGAAAGCACCUACAAUGAGCACGUGAGCAUCGGAACUGGACAAUGGUGCAAUGGAAGAAGGUGGCCUGGUCUGAAGAAUCACAUUUUCUUUUAUGUCAUGUGGACGGCUGGGUGCAUGCGUGUCGGUUACCUGGGGAAGAGAUGGCACCAGGAUGCAUUAUGGGAAGAAGGCAAGCCGGAAGAGGCAGUCUGAUGCUUUGGGCAAUGUUCUGCUGGGAAACCUUGGGUCCUGGCAUUCAUCUGGAUGUUACUUUGAUACAUAUCACUUGUAUAUUGUAACAAAAUAAUCAAUAUUAUUCACUUCACCUGUCAAUGGUUUUAAUGUUAUGGUUGAUCGGUGUAUAUACAGUAUAUAUGUAUGUGUGUGUGUGUGUGUGUGUUAUGCACUGUUUGGUACUAAGGUUCUUAUUCUGAUGCAAGUUGUAUGCAAAUGAAUAUGCAGAGGUAGAGUUGGAACCUAUACUUGUUAACCACAGCUGGGUUGUUUUUUUGAACAUCUGACAUUUAGUCUUACCUUUAACAUUCAUGUUUCUCUGUUCACAUAUUUAAAUAUCCACAAACAGACAAGUUUAGACAGCUAUGUUAGCUGGCUAUCAGGAGGAGUGUUAUCGGAACAAAUGUUUCUCCUCUUGUUAAAACACUCUGGGAUCCUUUACCCACCUGGGCAUGAUGAGCCAGUAGGCUUCUGUGCCCUUAAAUGUUUUAAGGCAUUUUCCAGAAAAGGGAGAGGGGUUGUGUAUGAGAUGACAAACACAGUUUUAGGAAGUAUUCUGCCAGUUUAGGUGGGUCAGUAGUUCAGGGGAAAGUACAUAAAGCUCACAGCCUAUUUUAUUAAUUUUGUUUUAAUUCUCUUCCAAAAUA